AUGGCAGCUCUCGAUGACAGUCUGCUUUUUGUCCGUGUGUUGAUAGUGGUGCGGCGCGUGGUUGGCGGUCGCACCUCUGACUUGCCUGUGCGCUCUCAUCAAAAUAGGACAGCACAACAGCACAACCCAGAACGCGGCACGGACGCGGCAUUUCGUUUCGCGGUGGACACAGUGCCAGCCACCGAGGGCUCACAAUGGCACCAGGCCAGGCCAGGACAAGAAGCUGUUAGCCUUCAAGGCCCUGUCACGGUAAUAGUCGCGGACGGAAGACGGCAGGGCUAA
Sporothrix schenckii 1099-18 is the source of this 282-nucleotide messenger RNA. RefSeq lists its product as uncharacterized. NCBI's taxonomy places the organism in Eukaryota, Fungi, Ascomycota, Sordariomycetes, Ophiostomatales, Ophiostomataceae. Bases 1 to 282 code for a protein of 93 amino acids. The record is from RefSeq and is a predicted model, not a curated record. The transcript has a single exon.